UAGGCGCCGCCAUCUUGGGCCACUGGGUCUCUGGACUGGUCGCUGGCUGCCCGAGGUGGGUAGAAAGUGGGCUGCUGCUGCUGCUCGCGCUCCGCUGCGGGCCCACGAUGCCGCAGUACCAGACCUGGGAAGAGUUCAGCCGCGCGGCCGAGAAACUCUAUCUCGCUGACCCUAUGAAGGCACGUGUGGUUCUCAAAUAUAGGCAUUCUGAUGGGAGUUUGUGUAUUAAAGUAACAGAUGAUUUAGUUUGUUUGGUGUAUAGAACAGACCAAGCCCAAGACGUAAAGAAGAUUGAGAAAUUCCACAGUCAGCUGAUGCGACUUAUGGUAGCCAAGGAGUCUCGCAGUGUUGCCAUGGAAACAGACUGAAUGGUUUGGAAGGAAGAUCUCCCCUUCUUUGGAAGUAAAUGUCUUUUGACUUUGACAAAGUGUUGGGAGAGAAAAUAUUUUACGUAACUAAGUGGGCUCUUCAGAAAUGGGGGGUCAAUUUUUGUACUUUUUUUGUAAUGUUUGCUUUCGAGAGCUAGGACUGUAAACGCCUUCAGGUCAAGAGGCUUUAUUUAUUUUUGGAAAUUGGACAAGAAAUGCACCUGUGUUGGAAGCUUUUUGCAGAUUGAUGUUGGGAGAGAUGCGUGAUUAUUCCAUGGUUGAGUUUGUGUCAGUAACUUGAAAGUGAGCUAUCAAUAAAAGCCAAUUCUUCCUUAAAUUCAGUGAAUCUGUCUUUAAAAGAAAAUGAACUCUACACAUUCUGCUGGAUUGCUAGGUUUCUUUCGGAGCAGAAACCUUGUGCCGCCAAGGACCCACAACCGUCAAGUACGGGGACUGGACUCCCCUGCACCGCAGCCGUCCAUGUGUGUAGAGGUGUGUCCGCUGCGUCUGCAAGUAGUCAUGGAAACAAUGUGCUUGGCCUAGAAGGCUCCACAUUUAACCUGUAUUUUGUAACAUAUGAGAUUUGUAGUAUCAGUCGCUUGUUGAGCAGAUGCUUGCUUUGACUCUGGCUCUCGGUGCCCGAAGACAACUGUGGUUACUUCAUGUGCGUGGUCUCUGAUGAUGAGACCACAGUGUUCCAGAAGUAUUUGCCACACGUUUCCCAUCUGCGUUUUCUCAGAAGGGCUCACGGUGAUUUGACCUGUGAAGUCUGCAGGUGUCUGCCUCCACCAUCCGUCUCUCCCUUAACCAAGAGGUUAAGCGUGACUGUCACGAUGUUAUGUUUUCCAUUAAACCAGGAGUGUAAUGUUCGUUGGUAAUUAUCGUGCAAUUGUAACUUGAGUUUCACCGCCUAAAUGUUCACUUGUUGCUUCCUACAUUAAAAUAUUUUUUGUCAGGAAUUUGUCAUUAGCUACAUGACUUUUUUUGUGUUUCUGAGAAGUGUGUAAAAUACUAUAUGGAUAUAUGUUGUUUCUCUUGAAGUUUUUAACUUUUCAAGAAUUACUGGUUCUCAACUGGAAUAUGCUAUAUUCAUUUAGUCUAAAAUAAGCCCAGUGAUACUACAGGUCAUUUUUUUGUCUGUCAGUACCUUUUAUUACACGACUUUCUGUGAAGAUGUCUGUUGAUGGCAAGGUUGUUUUCUUGGUUAAGAAAAGUAACAUCAACUAGUAAAGGAUAUUUUGGGUUUGGAGGUCCCUACCACCCAGGUAUACUGGGAUCCCUGGAGAAUUUUUGGAUCUUUUCUUUCUCAUUUAUACCUUCCACUUCUUAACACUACUUCAUAAAAAUCACCUGGAAGGGAGGGACUGGCGUUCAGGGUCCCGAGGUCCCCGUAGCUCAGAGCAGAGGGCACAUGCAUGGCAGCCUCUGCCUGGUUUGCAGUCGUGGCUCCGCUACUUGAGAACCCUGGUGGCAGACAGGAGACUUCGGAAACUGGGCACGACGGGCGCUGCACAGUGUCACCUCUUUCGAACGCGCGUUACAGUGCCCGGAGCGUCAGAAAGCUCGAUAAAUGGCAGGAGCCGUUAGGAGGAGGAACAUUUUCCAGGGAAAGGGUAUAGCCAGCCCUUAGUUUCAUUUCAUAACUUUAAUUGCAGGAUUGUUUACAGGUAGUGGCUGCCUUUUCUGCUGAGAGCUGUGUCUUAUUAAACGUCAUUUCUGGCAGUUGGGGCGCAAGACAAGACACUCGCCCAGAGCAUGUUCUGUGGGGAAAAACUGAAAUCCUCGAAUCUCAAACUUGUGUAGGUCUCUGCACAAAAUAAAGUCAUUAAGAGAAUCAA
Messenger RNA from Suricata suricatta (meerkat), 2206 nucleotides. RefSeq names its product signal recognition particle 9 (gene SRP9). The coding region runs from base 108 to 368 and encodes 86 amino acids. Gene Ontology annotation, biological process: SRP-dependent cotranslational protein targeting to membrane; negative regulation of translational elongation. Gene Ontology annotation, molecular function: 7S RNA binding. The transcript is spliced from 3 exons. The record is from RefSeq and is a predicted model, not a curated record. Lineage: Eukaryota; Metazoa; Chordata; Mammalia; Carnivora; Herpestidae. Gene Ontology annotation, cellular component: signal recognition particle, endoplasmic reticulum targeting.